This is a messenger RNA of Arachis stenosperma, 843 nucleotides long. RefSeq lists its product as uncharacterized. NCBI's taxonomy places the organism in Eukaryota, Viridiplantae, Streptophyta, Magnoliopsida, Fabales, Fabaceae. The coding region runs from base 1 to 843 and encodes 280 amino acids. The transcript has 3 exons. The record is from RefSeq and is a predicted model, not a curated record.
AUGAAGACUCCCCCAAAUUCAGAGGAUGAGUGGAUAGAUGAGGAGUCCUCUGAUGUUUGUCCUGUGUUUAGAGAAGGUAUAAGGUUUGGAGAACUGCAACUGGAAGUUGGCAUGAAAUUCAACACAAAAUGGGACUUUAAGGAGGCUGUUAGGGAGUUCACAAUCCAAGAGGGCAGAAGGAUUAGGUUCAGGAAGAAUGACAAUGUGAGGAUGAGGGCUACAUGUCAGGUGAAAGGAUGUCCAUGGGUGGUGUAUGCAUCCAGAGAUCAUGAAGAUACUUGUUGGCAAAUAAAGACAUUUGUUAAUGAUCAUACAUGCCCAAGGGAAGACAAGAACAGGGCAGCUAACAAAAAUUGGGUGGCCAGUAAACUAGUGAAGAAGGUUAGGAAGUACCCAAAUUUUAAGCAUUGUGAUGCUGCCACUUACUUCAAGUCAAGGUUUGACUUGACCUUGAACAAGAACUCAAUUAGGGCCCUGUUUGAUGCAAGAAAUGCUGUGUUUGGGGAUGAAAAGGAACAAUACAAAAUGCUGAGGGAUUAUGGUCUUACACUUCUCAAGACUAAUCCUGGAUCAACAGUUCAAAUUUGUUGCACUCCCCAACCAGAAUCUGAUCCAGUAUUUGAUAAAAUUGGGCCAGAUGCCAAUCACCAUAUCUACAUCAUAGCGUGGGCAAUUGUUAGCGUAGAAAACAAGGAGAAUUGGAAGUGGUUUCUUGAGUUGUUACACCAGGACCUUGGAGACUAUAGGCAACAUGGAUGGUGCUUUAUCUCUGACAUGCAGAAGAACGGAAUUGUAUGCAUUCUUAUUGGUGUUUAUGCUGAAAUCAUGGACUGUUAUGUGUAA